AACCCUAUCAAGAUAACAAACACUCCUCAACUAGCAAAACCAUCUUCAGAAAAAGAACUCACAAGAUGUUUUUCCAAUCUUUCUUCAUCUUCUCCCUUCUCUUCCUCUCCUCUGAAGCCGCCGUCCUCGAUUUUUGUGUCGGGGACUUAUCAGUCCCCGACGGACCAGGCGGCUACGCCUGCAAAAAACCAUCCGCAGUAACUGCGAAUGACUUUGUAUUUUCUGGCCUAGCCACUCCAGUUAAACUUAACCCUCUCAUUAAAGCUGCAGUCACUCCUGCUUUUGCUCCUCAAUUUCCAGGACUUAACGGUCUUGGAAUUUCAAUGGCUAGGCUAGAUUUAGCUAUAGGUGGUGUUAUCCCAAUGCAUACACACCCUGGAGCAUCAGAAGUACUUUAUGUUGUAACAGGAGAAAUUUGUGCUGGAUUUAUUUCUUCCUCAGACAACAAAGUUUUUUUCAAGAACCUUAAAAAAGGAGACAUUAUGGUUUUCCCACAAGGGUUGUUGCAUUUCCAGAUUAACUCUGGGAAAACUGCAGCUCUAGCUAUUGUUUCAUUCAGUAGUCCAACUCCAGGUCUUCAAAUUACAGAUUUCGCUCUCUUUGCUAAUGAUUUGGCUACUGAAAUUGUGCAGGCUACUACGUUCCUUGAUGCUGCCACAAUCAAGAAGUUGAAGGGUGUCCUUGGCGGCACCAACUAAUUACGUUUCAGCAACUUAUUUGGGACUGAGGAGUAGUUGUUGUUGUUGUUGGAAUAAGUUUCGACACAAAUCAUUGGGUCUUUAAUUUGUUUAGUUUCACUUUAGUAUUUUUUGAAAAUUUUAUGUUUUUGAUGUCUUGUAUGUUUUGUUUGUGUGUCAUGUUUAAGUGUCAAUUAUCAGAGUUGAAUUUUGCUUCUUCUGGACUUUCUAGGACUUUGGUAAUUUGUUUUAUAAAUUCAGUUUAA
Molecule: messenger RNA, 943 nt
Organism: Nicotiana attenuata
Lineage: Eukaryota; Viridiplantae; Streptophyta; Magnoliopsida; Solanales; Solanaceae
Product: auxin-binding protein ABP19a-like
Exons: 1
Coding region: 66-698 (210 amino acids)
Cellular component (GO): cell wall
Molecular function (GO): manganese ion binding
Source: RefSeq, a predicted model, not a curated record